AUGUACAGUAACAUCGAGCUGAAGAAACCAAUUUUCGGUAGGGAAUGUGGCACAGUGUCUUCGCAUGAAAAUGUUUCACAGUAUCAUAGGCAUUUGUCAAGAGAAAUUUCUACUGAUAGUAUUGAAAAAUAUAACUUAAAUGAAAAUUCAAGUGAUUUACAAACUCUUAGUGAAAAUUGUUCAAGUUAUCCUGUUUCAAAUUAUAACAGUUCACGUCCAGGAGCGUUCUUUCCUUGGCCACCAAAUAUCACAGGUAGAAGAGUAGAAAAGCAUGAUAAUCGAAGUAUAUCUCCCAAUGCUCUACUUGGAAUUGAGAUAGAACGUCGUCCGUCAACAAAUAUUCCAGGACCAAUUAAAAUGGCAUUCGGUAGAGCUGCACCUGGUUAUUACGCACAAAAAUAUCCAAGCAAAGAAACAUGGUUCAACUCCAAUGCAUUGCAUCGUCAUAUACCUAUAAUAAGAUUUAAUCCAUUUUCACGUGAUCUAGAUAACUAUAAAAACGAUGAUGAUGAAUACAAAGAAUAUUUAUAUAGAGUAAAUGAAUUGACAGAAUAUCAAGAUAAAUAUUUAGCACAUACUCCAUCGUUAAGAAAACAAAUCAAAUAA
Messenger RNA from Schistosoma rodhaini, 606 nucleotides. The record is from the annotation of a GenBank genome assembly. NCBI's taxonomy places the organism in Eukaryota, Metazoa, Platyhelminthes, Trematoda, Strigeidida, Schistosomatidae.